This is a messenger RNA of Lodderomyces oxycetoniae, 351 nucleotides long. RefSeq names its product Hsp12p (gene HSP12). The record is from RefSeq and is a predicted model, not a curated record. The coding region runs from base 1 to 351 and encodes 116 amino acids. The transcript has a single exon. NCBI's taxonomy places the organism in Eukaryota, Fungi, Ascomycota, Pichiomycetes, Serinales, Debaryomycetaceae.
AUGUCUGAUUUAGGUAGAAAAGAUAUCUCUGACAAAGUCAGUGAAUCAUUAACUCCAGAUAGCGAAAAGUCAACCUUGGAGAAGGGAAAAGAAUCUGUUACCGACGCUCUCGAUAAUGCUGCUAACAAAGCUGUUCCCGAUAGCCAAAAAUCAUUUUCACAAACUGUUGCUGAUAAAUUCAGCGAGGGAAAGAAGGAUGCUCAAGGUGAGGGUCAAACUUUAGCUGAAACUGCUCAAGAGUAUGUUGAAGCUGCUAAGGAAAAACUCUCUGAGGCUGCUGAAUACGUUUCUCAAACUGUUGGUGGUGCCACCGAAGGUGCUCAAAAAGGUGCUGAAGGUGCUAAAAAAUAG